GCAAAUUAAAUACAAACUACAGGGUAACUAUCAUCCGCAUGUAUCUGUUACAUAAAAAAAAUUAUCGAAACUUAAGUGUCCUGCUUUGGAAUAGACUUUCCUGAUCCUGGCGACCGUUUUAUUCAGAAAGGAAUCCAUGAUAUGAAUAAUGGUAAUUUGACAAACGCAUUGGAUCAGUUCGAAAAAGCAUCAGUUUACAACAACGAAUACGGUUUGGUUUUUGCUGCAAUAUUUAACCUUAUGGGAUUUGGUUUGGCCAAAUCUGACGCACGAAAAGCCAUUGGUUAUUUUAACAGGGCUGCAUCAGAAUAUGAAAACAAUGUGGCACAAUAUAUGAUGGGUAUGAUUUAUUCUGAAGGAGAAGAAGGCGCUGAAAAAAAUUUCAAACUUACUUCGACUUGGCUCAAAAAGGCUGCAAAUAAUGGGUGGACGAACAGUGCAUUGCAACUUGCCCAUUCACAUCGCACAGGAAUGUAUGGAAAGAAAGAUCGUAAUAAGGCCCUUUCUUUUUAUGAAAAAGUCGUCAGAGAUGAUAACACUACAAGUAGACAAAUCGCUGAUGAAACACCUUGUUUGUUUGGAAAUUUGAAUUUUGAAGUGGAUCUAAGCCAAAUACCUUUUAAGCUUAUGGAAAGCUUAAAAAAAGCUACAGCCAUUGGCCCAAUUUCUCCAGUUUUAUUUUCUAAAGAAAUGCAACAUGUUUCUGAUCAAGAGAAAAAACUCUUUCAACAGCUCGUGUUUUGGGAUACAAUGAUCAUUGGAAAGAAAAGACAGUACUCAUUUGCCUAUUAUGGUAUCGCGGCAUUGCAUCUAGGAUCGGAUAAUACAAAUCCGGCGUUUAGCCCAGAAAAGGGAGUAUAUUGGUUAGAGAAGUCUGCAGAAAAAGGCAAUUAUAUCGCCUGUGCUACUCUUGGAAAUAUUUAUGAGCAAGGAAUGGUCGAAAGAAAAAGUUAUACCAAAGCAAUUGAAUGGUACCUUAAAGCAUUAGAAUUAGGUGGAGGUAUAGACUUGCUAUUAAAUAUUGCAGACAUAUGUUGUAAUAGAUAUGAUAUGGAAUAUGAUUACCAGCUUGCUUUAACAUGUUUUUUGACCUACAAUGAAAGCAUGAAAGAAAGUAAUAUAGAUUUUAACAUAGCAUUACUAUAUGAGAUAGGAGGACAUGGGCUUAUACAAGAUAAAUCGAAGGCAAAGUCCAUUUACACGAAGUUAGCUCUCAGCGGACAUCCUGAAGCCACUGAAAAGCUACAAACUUUGAAUAAAGAAGAAAACCAAUCUCAGAGAUGGACAAUAUUUAAGUCAUAAGCGAAUCGCACAGUUCCCAUGCAGUGAUAAAAACCAACUAUAAAUAAAUGCAGCGACCGAUGACGAUUGACUUUAAAUUUUGAGUGUACAGUUUGUAUAAAAGAUGCUUCCUAAAAUAAUGUUCCAUCGUUCAAUACUUUCAACUGACACUAAUAAAAAAAUAUAUCAAUGACUUGCAUGAGGUCAAGUUGAUAUCUUGUUUACUAUUUUAAUAGUGGAAAAA
Mucor mucedo is the source of this 1525-nucleotide messenger RNA. RefSeq lists its product as uncharacterized. The record is from RefSeq and is a predicted model, not a curated record. The transcript has a single exon. Bases 142 to 1302 code for a protein of 386 amino acids. NCBI's taxonomy places the organism in Eukaryota, Fungi, Mucoromycota, Mucoromycetes, Mucorales, Mucoraceae. Gene Ontology annotation, molecular function: protein binding.